Messenger RNA from Pseudoliparis swirei, 1735 nucleotides. It is a transcript of the gene sumo1, whose product is annotated as small ubiquitin like modifier 1. Gene Ontology annotation, molecular function: ubiquitin-like protein ligase binding; protein tag activity. The transcript is spliced from 5 exons. Lineage: Eukaryota; Metazoa; Chordata; Actinopteri; Perciformes; Liparidae. Bases 84 to 389 code for a protein of 101 amino acids. Gene Ontology annotation, cellular component: nucleus; PML body. The record is from RefSeq and is a predicted model, not a curated record. Gene Ontology annotation, biological process: protein sumoylation.
UCUCACAACAUCGAGCUAGAGUUGCAACCGAAAGCUAUCCCCAUCUAUUGUCAAUCACUUUAACGGCAGAAACGGAGGAGAAAAUGUCAGAUACGGAGACAAAACCAUCCAGCCAAGAUGGGGGGGAUAAGAAGGACGGAGAGUACAUCAAGUUAAAAGUGAUUGGUCAGGACAGCAGCGAAAUCCACUUUAAGGUUAAAAUGACGACACAUCUGAAGAAGCUGAAGGAGUCCUACAGCCAGAGACAGGGUGUUCCAGCAAGCACGCUACGGUUUCUGUUUGAAGGACAGAGAAUCGCAGACAACCAAACUCCGAAAGAGCUGGGGAUGGAGGACGAGGACGUCAUCGAGGUCUAUCAAGAACAGACUGGUGGACUUCGGCAGGAUUAAAGCUCCCUUAUUUCUUAUUUUGUAUUUUAUUUUGUAUGUACGUAUUUCUGUUCAGUUUCAAACCAUCUGGAUCAAAGGCGACUCGUGUCGGGGCUUCCAUGUGUGCGGUGUGCUCGUGUUGUCGAGCAGCAGCACCCGGCGCGUGUGAUGCUCCACGUUUCUGUCUCCUUUCUUUUGGGGCACAGAAGCAAAUAAUGCAGCCGGGGAACCGUUCAGCCGAGCAGGAACACGUGGUCAUCUCAUUACACGUAUGAGUUAUUAUCCACAGCGAAGAGAUAUACAACCAGAAAGGACCCAUCCUCUUAUAGUUUUCCUGUUCUGAAGCUAAACACGAGCAUCAGGGGACCAAUAAGUUUAUUAUUUUCUAAUUUGUUUUCUCUAAUUCAGCUUUUGCUCCGCGAGAUGUUUUGGAAACUUUUGUAAUAACCAGCCUGGUUUGAAUAGUUAAAUUCAGAUUUUAUGCAGAUGUGUGGUCUGUGCUCUUGUGGUUUGGUGCAUUUGGGGAUUCUUUUGACUUCAGUGUGAUUGGAAAUGUUUUAGCUUUGAAACUUGUUGAUCUAAGUUUGACGUUAUUUGACCUUCUGGCCUCUGAUGUUUGAGGCCCGCUGGAUGCACUGUCCCUUUAAAAUCUGAAACGCGGCGCCGCUUCCUGGUUCUCUCCUCCGGGGCGAUGACGUCGUUCUACGUCUUCAGUUUCAGAGGAAACGACCCCCGUCAUUAAAUUGUAAGAAGAAGAAGAAAAAAAUAAUCAUUGCCUGGAUGAAGUGGAAAUAUAGGAUUUAAAAGAUAAUUGUGCUUUACCUGUGUGUUGUAUUCAGUAUUAGUGUGGAUGAUAUGCCAUGUAUCUACAGUGUCGUCUUUUAUUCAUAUCGAGGGGUUGAUUCUGUAAUGAUACAUCUAAACAUAUAUAUAUGUAUAUGUAUAUAUGUUUUGCUCGCUGACUGUUCUAAACUCGUUAAAGGAAACUGGUUGUGAAGCAGCGACAUGUUCUUCUGCUUUUCAGCUUUUCUUUGUGUUUUUGGAAAGAAGCUCUCACGCCGCUUAUGAAGUUCCUCAAGCAGGUCGGACUGAUGAGCACACACACACACACACACACGUUGGGUUCACGCUGCAGUGUGUGUGACAUCGCAGGAAGCCACUUCUAAAGCAGUGGUCCUCUCUUGAAGACGCGUCGUCUUCUCUUGUCUCUAAGACGCCGUUCCUCUGGUGCGCUCCACACAGGAAGUGGUCUGACCCCGGAGGCGGAGGGACUGUUCGCCACCAGAGGAACGUCGAUGCAGAUGGUUUGAAACGCUGGAGAUGAGCUUGUUACUUCUUUUUUUGGAAUAAAAUAUUUAAGAAAAUUC